Molecule: messenger RNA, 1700 nt
Organism: Gryllus bimaculatus (two-spotted cricket)
Lineage: Eukaryota; Metazoa; Arthropoda; Insecta; Orthoptera; Gryllidae
Source: the annotation of a GenBank genome assembly
UGUAUGGGCAUGGUUAAAAUCGUGGCUGCCAUUUUUCAUUCUUGUGACUGUAGCUGUGAUCAUGUACUUGAUUGGACACUACAUCUCAUGAACUAACCAAACAUUAAUUUAUUUUUCUUCAAAGUCAUUGUGAAUAUCUUUAUGUAAAUAUGUUUUCCAUUAAAACAUUUCAUAUAGUAUAUUUAUUUAUUUCUAACCAUUUCUUUUAAUCAGUACAGUGUUAAAGCUUUAAUAAGCUACAAUAGAGAGCACCCAGAUUACAACAGACUUUCUUUAGCUGCAUUUUUAUUAAAGCAAAUGUUACAUUAAAAUAUAUAUUUGUUGUUUCAAUUAAAAGUAAAAACAUGUAAAACUUAUCUUCCAACACAUUAAUAUUAACAUAUAAGCAAUGCAUUUGUGGUAAUGAGUUAAAGAGUUUUGAUUUAAAGACUGCAUCUUGGAAACUAUGUACACAAAACGUGCCAAAAACAGUUUACAAGCUCAUUUAAUGUUUGCACAAUGGUCUCAAUUUUAUACAUCAUUACCCCAAAUCCCUACACCCAGCUUCAUGCAAAACACUUUUCUCUACCUGAAAAUCAUAUGAAAAUCUUUCAUUGGUAAUACUUUCGCUUAUGUAUGUGAUGAAUUGACUUGCUCUUAUGUGGUGGGCAGUUGCUGAAUCUAUACCUUCGAAGGUGUCUGUAGAUGUCAAUUUGAAGGGUACUCCGCUCAGGAAUCCAAGAGCUGUUGUUACUUCGUGAGUUGAAGCACUGGAUGAGUGUGUUGUAUGGCUUUCGGGAUUAGUUUGAGAUUUCGGAGCUAGAGCAUAGGGUAAUUGAGGAUACAUUCCACUGCCAUCGCCGCGACUUAGCAAGGUCUGGUCCGCUUCCAAAACCACGAACUCAUCGCCACUAGUAUUUGCCUUAUCUUCAUGAUGAGGUGUCGGAUCUGGUUCAGACUUCUUUUUACUUCCAAAAAGCCAAUCUAGAGGCAUCCUUCAACGUCGUUGAUCCACGAAAAUCAGGAGUAAAAUACAGCAACUAAAACACAACACAACAAAACUGACACUAAUGUUAAACGAAGCGCGCAAAACGUUUACUUUCAAACGAAAUUAUCACAGCAACAGGUAAAUUUAACACUUGUUGUAACCUUCUGUUCUUCAAUUAGGCCUACACACGUAAAAUCAUUUUUUUCCCCGAGACAAGUGGUUGUCUUCUCUACAAGUGCUGCCAUCUGCAUGCCAUGAAAUGUUUCUCUGUGCAAAACAGUGCAUUACUAUCGAAAAGUAUUGUUGUAAACACGUGUCCUCUCACGCUCUCCGUGAACUUUCAAUUCUGAAUAUCGGCAAACGUCAAUAUGUUCGCUAAUUCUGUGUACAAAUAUGUACUUGGUGAAAUUUCUUGUACCCAAAAUUACAUACUUAGAAGAGUUCAUGAAUAUUGAUAUGUUCAUUAAACGAUUACUAGUAACCUUAUUUAUUUAAUUAUGUAUUUUGAACAUAUUGGCAUUAAGUGGUAUUUCUACACGAUCAACACACUGUCUCAAUAUUGUUCAUGUACUACUCGCGAGCAUUUUACAUUCUUUCACACUCACUCUGCCACUGCCCACUAGAGAGUAUAUUGCUGCCCACACCAUAAUACUCUCUACUAGAGAGUCUCUAGCCCACAUAACGAAACUAUGACAACUUGACUGUCAAGUUGACAUUGUCAGGACUGUAUUAC